Messenger RNA from Nylanderia fulva, 2214 nucleotides. RefSeq names its product 4-vinylanisole receptor-like. Lineage: Eukaryota; Metazoa; Arthropoda; Insecta; Hymenoptera; Formicidae. Gene Ontology annotation, cellular component: plasma membrane. The record is from RefSeq and is a predicted model, not a curated record. Gene Ontology annotation, biological process: detection of chemical stimulus involved in sensory perception of smell; sensory perception of smell. Gene Ontology annotation, molecular function: odorant binding; olfactory receptor activity.
AUGCGCGUGUUAGAUUUUACAUUUAAGAUAUUAAUGAUUUGCGGAUGUUGGAUACCGAAUUCCUGGACGACGCCGUACAAACGAUUGGUUUAUCAUGUGUACACAAUUUUCAUAAUGCUACUGAUACACACGUUCAUGCUGUCGCAAUUGAUGGAUCUAAUUUUGACCGUGGACAAUGCCGACGAUUUCACCGAUAAUUUCUACAUGCUUUUGGCCAUGAUCGUCUCCUGCUGUAAGAUGUUCACCCUGCUGUUGAACCGCAAUAACAUUGCGAUGCUGAUCGAUAUUCUCGUAAAGAAACCGUGCAAACCGGUCCAGUCUGACGAAGUCGAGAUUCAACAGAAAUUCGAUAAACUUAUACAGACAAACACACUUUACUAUGCAAUUUGGGUCGAGACAACGUGUGUGUGCAUUGCCGUGACAUCGUUGCUGACAGAAUUCGGUAAAGGAAGAUUGACAUUCAGGGCAUGGUUGCCAUUCAACUACACGUCGCCGUCACUGUUUCGCAUUGUAUACAUACACCAGCUGAUAAGUCUAACAGCCGGAUCUGUUCUCCAUGUGGCUUGUGACGGUUUGAUAUGUGGUCUGCUGGUGCACGUUUGCUGUCAAAUUGAAAUAAUGGAAUGCCGUUUGAGAAAAGUCGCACACAACCCAGAGAUUCUUCACAAAUCCGUUCUUCAACACAAUCGAGUAUUCAAUUUCGCUCGUUUGGUGAAUGAAAAAUUUAGACUGACUAUCGUCAUACAGUUUGUUGUGAGUACAUUGGUAAUGUGUUUUAAUCUGUAUCAAUUUACCAAAUCAACCGCAUUAAAAGCGAAAUAUAUGCAGUUAAUAAUGUAUAUGGGUUGCAUGCUGUCGCAAAUUUUAUAUUGUUGGUAUGGGAACGAAGUUAAGUUGAAGAGUCGACAACUGGUCAAUAGCAUAUUUGAAAUGGAAUGGUUUCAUCUGGACAAUUAUACUAAAACUUUAUUAAUGAUCAUGACACGUGGUGCAAUACCAAUCGAACUUACUAGUGCUUACGUUAUUUCUAUGAAUCUUGAUUCAUUUGUGAGCUUACUUAAGACAUCGUAUUCAGCUUAUAACAUACUUCAGCAAAUAAUGCGCAUAUUGGAAUUUACACUUAUAAUAAUGACGAUCUGCGGCUGCAGGCGACCGGAUUCCUGGACAACGCCGUACAAACGGUUAGUCUAUCACGUUUACACAAUUUUGAUAAUGCUACUGAUACACACGUUUAUGCUAUCGCAAUUGUUGGAUCUGAUUCUGACUGUCGACAAUUCCGACGAUUUCACCGAUAAUUUCUACAUGCUACUCGCCAUGAUUGUUUCCUGCUGCAAGAUGUUCGCUCUGUUAUUGAAUGGCAACAAUAUUAAGAUAUUAAUCAAUACUCUUACGAGAAAACCGCUUAAGCCGGUUGAAUCUGACGAGCUGGAGAUUCGACAGAAAUACGAGAGAUUCAUACAAUCAAAUACGCUUCAUUACGUUAUUCUGGUCCAGACAACGUGUCUAUGCGUUUCCAUAACGUCAUUAUUGACAGAAUUUAAGAAAAGCAAAUUGACAUUUCGAGCAUGGUUACCAUUCAACUAUUCGUCGCCGCCAAUAUUUUUCUUUGUGUACUUUCAUCAAUUGCUAGGUUUUACAGUCGGAUCUGUUCAUCAUAUAGCUUGUGAUAGUCUCAUAUGCGGAUUAUUGAUACACAUUUGCUGUCAAUUAGAUAUAUUGGAAUGUCGUAUAAGAAAAGGCACACGUAAUCCGAAAACUCUUCACAAGUGUGUUAUUCAUCACAAUUAUAUAAUCAAGUUUGCUCGUGUGGUAAAUAAUACAUUCAGGAGGACGAUAUUUAUUCAAUUUGUUGUAAGUACGCUGGUAAUGUGUUUCAAUCUGUUUCAAUUUACCAAGUCAACCGCGUUAAGAGCAAAAUAUGUGCAAUUAAUACUGUAUACGUGCUGCAUGCUGUCGCAAAUCUUUUUUUAUUGCUGGUGCGGGAACGAAGUUAAGUUGAGGAGUCGACAAUUGGUGGAUAAUGUAUUCGAGAUGGAGUGGUUCGAACUUAAUGAAGAUGCCAAAAAAGUUCUAUUACUGAUUAUGAAACGCGGUGCAAUACCAAUCGAAUUUAGCAGUGCCGCUGUUAUUUCUAUGAACCUUGAUUCAUUUGUGGGUUUACUCAAAACAUCGUAUUCGGCUUACAAUAUACUUCAACAAACGCAAGCCUCAUAA